This is a messenger RNA of Clunio marinus, 425 nucleotides long. Lineage: Eukaryota; Metazoa; Arthropoda; Insecta; Diptera; Chironomidae. The record is from the annotation of a GenBank genome assembly.
UCCUUAGUAUCUUCAACACCUUCACACUCAUCUUCAAGACGUGGUGAUAAAGGACAAUGCGUUGAAGGCUGCAUGGUCGAUGGAGUAAUUUACAAAAGUGGAUCGGGUAUUCCAAAAUCCAAUCCUUGUGAGUUAUGUUGGUGUGAAGGAACUGUUGUGAUUUGUGGUCAUUAUGAUUGUGCUCACAAUAUGCUGGAUAAUAUUCCUGACUAUUGUGGACUAUUCUAUAUCCCAGGUCAAUGUUGUCCCAUAAUUGAUUGCGAUUGUGUUGUAGAUGGUAUUAUUAAUGGUGAAGAUUAUCCAAUUGAAGACCCAUGUCAAAGUUGUACAUGCGUUGGAACAGAAAAAGUCUGCAUUGACAAACCUUGCUAGGAAUCAUGAAUUACACUUGCUUCUUUCUUUCAGAAUUUUAACUGCUUUAAAAC